Drosophila obscura is the source of this 1866-nucleotide messenger RNA. RefSeq names its product MAP kinase-activated protein kinase 2 (gene MAPk-Ak2). Lineage: Eukaryota; Metazoa; Arthropoda; Insecta; Diptera; Drosophilidae. Gene Ontology annotation, cellular component: cytoplasm; nucleus. Gene Ontology annotation, molecular function: calmodulin binding; ATP binding; calcium-dependent protein serine/threonine kinase activity. The coding region runs from base 127 to 1203 and encodes 358 amino acids. Gene Ontology annotation, biological process: protein autophosphorylation; peptidyl-serine phosphorylation; intracellular signal transduction. The record is from RefSeq and is a predicted model, not a curated record. The transcript has 4 exons.
UCACCGAUAGUUUGAAAAUUAUCGAUAAGUCGAACUAUAAUUUUCGUGUUGUUUAUUGUUCUUUUUUUGUUCGUUACAUAGCACGGUGAAAACAAAUACCUUAAGUCAGAGAUCAGCCCAAUCAGAAUGCUUUCGCUGCAGAAUCAACGGCAACCGAAAACAAGCGCCCUGGUGGACGACUAUGAGAUCUCGGACACGGUGCUGGGCCUGGGCAUCAACGGCAAGGUGGUGCAGUGCACCAAUCGGCGCACCAAACAAAACUAUGCCCUCAAGGUGUUGCUGGACAAUGAGAAGGCCCGGCGCGAGGUCGAUCUGCAUUGGCGUGUGAGCGGCUGCAAGCACAUCGUCAACAUCAUCGAUGUCUAUGAGAACACGUACAGCGGCCGAAAGUGUCUGUUGGUUGUGAUGGAAUGCAUGGAGGGCGGUGAGCUCUUCCAGCGCAUCCAGGACAAGGCCGAUGGGGCCUUUACGGAGCGCGAGGCGGCACAGAUAAUGCACGAGAUCUGUGCGGCGAUAGACUAUCUGCAUAGCCGCGAUAUCGCGCAUCGCGAUCUUAAGCCCGAGAACUUGCUCUACACCACAUCCCAGCCAAAUGCGAUCCUGAAGCUGACAGACUUUGGCUUUGCCAAAGAGACCUUCACCAACGACACCCUCCAAACGCCCUGCUACACGCCGUACUAUGUUGCUCCCGAAGUGCUGGGCCCCGAGAAAUACGAUAAAAGCUGCGACAUCUGGUCGCUGGGAGUGGUCAUGUACAUUAUAAUGUGCGGCUUUCCGCCGUUCUACAGCAACAAUGGUCUGGCCAUUUCGCCGGGGAUGAAAAAGCGCAUACGGACAGGGCAGUACGAUUUUCCCGAUCCGGAGUGGACGAACGUUAGCCAGUCGGCCAAAGAUUUGAUCAAGGGCAUGCUGAAUGUGGAUCCCAGCAAGCGUUUGCGCAUCCAGGACGUGAUACGCAACAAGUGGAUUGCCCAGUACAAUGCCGUGCCACAAACACCGCUCUGCACUGGCCGCAUGCUCAAGGAGGGUGAGGAGACCUGGCCGGAGGUACAGGAGGAAAUGACCCGCUCCCUGGCCACCAUGCGAGUGGAUUACGAUCAAAUGCAAAUCAAGGCACUGGACAAGUCAAACAAUCCGCUGCUGACAAAGCGAAGGAAAAAGAUUGAGGAGAUCUAUGGAACAAAUGCCACGGCACGGAACUAGACGAAAAAGCAAAAAAACAGCAAACAACACAUACUACUACGGCCAAUCCCCGAGUGAGAGUUAGGAGAGAAGUAGAAUUAGAGGAAGGAGUAGGGCAUGGACAGAGGCCAUCAAAUCAGACGAUGGUUGUUUUUUUUUACCACAUAAGAGGACAACGUUGCAGUACGCUACAAAAAAACACUACUGCUAUAACUAUCGACAGCAACAGCAAAUAGCAAAUAGCCACUACUACUACUACUAUAACUAAAACUACUCCAUGAUGUUAUGUUACGUUAUGUUUUUUUUGUAUCUUUCAAUCAAGUCCAUUAUCUAAUGUAUGUAUGUAUAAUGUAUAAUCCAUUUCCAGGAAAACAAAACAUAAAAAGGUUCUUAGGGUAUAUUUGUAGUCUGAGAAGAGAAAAAAAAAACAUACUUAAGCAAAGUGAAAGGAGGACUGUGUAGAAAGCCAAGUGCAAGCCUAGCUAGCCACCCCAGUUUUAACUGGAAGAAAUGCAAAAUUUUUCGUAUGCUUCAGUCGCGUUGCGUGAAAUGUGCUCGUUUCCAUUUUUAAACGUGUAAUUUGUAAUGUACUUUAUUCUUAUUUUGUCUUGUGUACUUUUUUGACUCUUGAUUAUACAUAUAUACACACAUAUGUAUAUAUAUGUGUGUAUGUAUAAAUAUCAA